GACCAUAUCUCCUCUAUGCCUCUACUUGCAAAAACACCAUUUAUAUUAUAUUGUAUACUUUCUGAAACCAUGUAACUUAUAUACAAUUAAUGUUUCCUUCAGUCCAUCUAUUCUUUAUAUGCAUAAACGCACGUCACAUAUCUGAUAUUUCUGCAUAAAUGGCGUGGAUAUAAACAAGAUAUUUCAAAGAUAAAUGCAAGUUAACCUUUUACAGAAUGCUGACGAGGUUAAAAAAUUGUUAACUGUGUAGAACCUGUACGAUGAUGAAGUUCAAUUAUAUAAGGUCGUUAAUAUGCCGAACUUUGUCAACUGAUACCAAGGUGCAAGUACAAAAUGAAAUAACGUUACUUGGUCAUAAUUAUCCAAAAGAUGAAUGGACAAACAUAACCCCGAAUAUUAUUUCCAAACUGGGAAGAAACCUGCACCUUACUCGGUAUCAUCCUCUAUCUCAUAUCCGUCAACGCAUUGUUAAUUACUUUUAUACGCAAUUUCACAAUCGCAGUAGGAAUGUUACAUUUAGUGUUUAUGACAAUAUGUCUCCUAUUGUGACAACAGCUCAACAUUUUGAUUCUCUUCUUGUACCAAAGGAUCAUCCAAGUAGAACAAAAAUAGAUAGCUAUUAUGUAAAUGAAGAUACUUUACUACGAGCCCAUACAACAGCACAUCAAGUCGAACUAAUCUCUAUGGGAUUGAAUAAUUUUCUUGUCAUUGGAGAUGUUUAUCGCAGGGAUGAGAUAGAUAGAGUACAUUAUCCUGUUUUUCAUCAAGCCGAUGCUGUUAGAUUGUGUACAACAGAAGAAGUUUUUCAAAACACAAACAAUUUGAAUGAGUUAAAACUGUUUGAACACAGAGGAAUAGAAAAUAAUGAAAAACAAGGAUGUCAUACGUUAGAAGCUGUUAAAAUAAUGGAACACAAUUUAAAGAAUACCUUGACUGGAUUAGCACAGACACUUUUUGGUCAAAAUGUUCAGUUGAAAUGGGUGGAACAAUAUUUUCCUUUUACUCAUCCAUCAUGGGAAUUAGAAGUAUUUUAUAAUGAUCAAUGGCUAGAACUAUUAGGAUGUGGAAUCAUGCGCCAGGAAAUUCUGCAAAAUGGAGGAGCAGGAGAACGUAUCGGAUGGGCCUUUGGUUUAGGUUUAGAAAGAAUAGCAAUGUGUUUAUACGAUAUUCCUGACAUUAGAUUGUUUUGGACCAAUGAUACUGGUUUCUUAAAUCAAUUUAUAUUCGAAGAUGCUAAUACUACGGUUAAAUAUAAGCCUGUUAGCAUCUAUCCACAGUGCAAAAAUGAUAUAAGCUUUUGGUUGCCCAAAGACGGGAAUUAUUCGUCGAAUGAUUUUUACGACAUUGUAAGAGAUAUAGCUGGCGAUGUGGUAGAACAAAUUAUAUUAAAGGAUACGUACUCUUGUCCUAAAAGAAAUCAAGUGUCACAUUGUUAUACUAUAGUGUACAGACAUAUGGGACGGACACUCAUAAAAGCAGAAAUCAAUUGUCUGCAUAAUAAAAUAAAGGAAAUCGCUACUGCGAAAUUAAACAUAUCAGUUAGAUAAACAAAUAUAAUAAAUAUGUUUGAAAAUGUAGGCUUGUCCAUCAAUAUUACCUAAAUACCAUAACAUUGAAUACUACAUAAUACCAAUUAUCAGAUUAUCCAAAGUAAAAAACUUGGUCAGACGAA
Molecule: messenger RNA, 1672 nt
Organism: Megalopta genalis
Lineage: Eukaryota; Metazoa; Arthropoda; Insecta; Hymenoptera; Halictidae
Gene: PheRS-m
Product: Phenylalanyl-tRNA synthetase, mitochondrial
Biological process (GO): phenylalanyl-tRNA aminoacylation
Cellular component (GO): mitochondrion; cytoplasm
Molecular function (GO): tRNA binding; ATP binding; phenylalanine-tRNA ligase activity
Source: RefSeq, a predicted model, not a curated record